Caenorhabditis angaria is the source of this 3062-nucleotide messenger RNA. The record is from the annotation of a GenBank genome assembly. NCBI's taxonomy places the organism in Eukaryota, Metazoa, Nematoda, Chromadorea, Rhabditida, Rhabditidae.
AUGGAAUUCGAGUUAUUAGAAAAAGAUCAAUUGAAGUUCUUGGAUAUAAUAGAUAAUCCAUUGAACAAAUCAGGUGAUAUUUGUGAUAUUUUAGACGACAAUUAUUUUUUAAUGAGUGGUUUUGGUUUGACAUUUUCAGAAUUUCUAGAUUAUUAUUAUUAUAUGCUUUAUAAUAUAAAUAAAGUUUAUAUUAGAUUAAAGUUCUGGACCAUUUUACAAAAAAUUGCAAUUUUUGGCUUAAAAUGAGCAAUUCCAGCGUUUACAGCGUAAAAAUCUGAGAUACACUCUGAAAAAAAACAAUUGGAAAAAAAAUCAGCAAAAAAAUUUAAUCAACAUUUUGAAACAGUGAAUUUUUUUUUUAAUUGAUUUAUUUUUAGUGUUUCUAAUAAACUUUCUGCUUAAAAUGAGCAAUUCCAGCAAAUUGUAGAUGUCAAUUCCCAACCCGGCUCAUAAUAGUAAUAUUUAUGUUAGUUAGAAAGAAACUAAAAACAACAAUAAUAAUAUUUAGCGUUCUCCUUUUAUAGCAUAGUUUGUUGUGAUGAUACAUCAUUCAGUCGAACAUUACGAUUUGUCAUACAAACAUUAUUUUUGGUGAAUAUGUUUUCUUUCUGUUGAUCAGAAGAUCAACACAGUAGCUUGAAAAAUUGACGAAAUUCAGAUUUUUUGAGAUACAAAAAUUGACUGUUUCAAAAUUAUUGUAUAGUUUUCAAAUACUUCCGAUUUUUUGAUCGGGCAGCUGAUAGACUAACCGUGAAAAAUAAUGAAAAUUGAAAAUUAUAAGCAUUGAAUUAGAAUUUCUCUUUCUUUUCUUAUUUAUGAGAAUUUUUUGAAACAGUGAAAUUUUUUUCUUCUGAAAAUUCAAGAUUUUUGAGAAAAAUUGGGGAUUUUCGGUACUUUUUUAACAUGAGCAAUGCCCUAAAAAAUUCACUGUUUCAAAUAUUUGAAAAAAAAAGUCUCGUGGAAUUUGCAGCCUGAAUUUCGAAUAAGCAAAAUUUUGCCACCGCAAAAAAUUUCAAAUAAUUUUUGAAACAGUGCAUUUUUUAAAAGCAAAAAUCAUGAUUUCUGGAUAUGUUCCUAACAUGAGCAAUGCCUCAGAAAUACAUUUUUUCAGGCCUGGAACAUCCGAGAGACGAAAAAUCGAUUAUGCCAUCAUGUUUUCGAAAAACCAGCGAUUUGAAUGGAAAUUAUACGAUUUUUGUUUGGUAAGUCCGUUUUUGGGCGGGAAAAUUGUGAAAAAUCACUAUUUUUAGCUGAAAAUUCAGGAAAUUUGAUGAAUUUUGAGCUAGAAACCUUGAAACAUUGAAAAAUUCAAUUUUUUUGAGAUACAAAAAAUUUACUGUUUCAAAAUUUUCAUGAAUUUUUUUUUAAUAUUUUUGCAAUUUCGGUCACAAGUAAUUAUGAAAGUGAACUUUGAUUUGAAAAAUUUGUAAAAAUUAUAAAAACUUUGAUUUUAAAAAGCUUACAAUUUCAUAAAAAUGCAGAUUUUCAUACAUAAAAACUUCACUGUUCCAAAAUUUUCAUAAGUUUUUAAUCGGUUUUCGAAAUUUUGCUCACCAAUUCGGAAAGAGAGCAAUUUGAUGAUUUUUGUUGUGAAAGGGAGAAAAAAUUAUUUUAAAUCCAGAUUUUCAAGCAUCCAUAAUUUUACGGUUUCAAUUUUUGAUGAAUCUAUUUUCUGAUAAUUUCGAAAUUCACUAUUUUCGUUCCAGAAUAUUUUUCACUGUUUCAAAUUUUGUUAAAAUUUCACGGGGUAUUUUUUUAUAGUUAAAAAUUUUUCAGUUUUUUUACAAAAAAAAAUACGUUUCAAAAUUCUGAUGAACUUUGUUUAAACUUUCCCAGAAAUUUUUUUUUAAUUUUUUACAGUACAAAAAUUUCAAUAAUUCACUGUUUCAAAAUUUUCAUGAAUAUAAUUUUUAGUUUUAAAAAAAUUGAUUGGCGCUUUGAAAAUCAAAAUUGAUAAAGUUAAAUUGAAAGUGUAAGUUUUUAGCUAAAAUUUCAUAUGAUUCUUGAAUUUCUAGAAAUUCUGACCGGAAAAUGGAACUUGGAAAUUUUCACUGUUUCAAAAAUUGUGUAGAUUUUUGAGAAUUUUCAAACAUUUGUUAAGACGUUAAAAAUAAAAUGUACUGUUUCAAAAAAUUUUGAAAACAAGACUUCUAUUUUUGAGUUGUUUCAAUAACUUGCUCUUUUCAUAAAAUAUCACUGUUUCAAAAAUUCGAUGAGCUUCAGACUGAUUGUGUAAAUUUUGCUAUAAGAAAGAUACAAUUUCAGAGAAGUGAAAAGUAAAACCUUGAAAAUUUUCAGAAUUUGAAAAACAAAAUGUUGAGUUAAUGUAGAUUUUCGGCGCAAAAAAACUACGGGAUUUUUUUUAUCCAAGCCUUGGUCAUUUGUUGUAGUGUAACUAUCAUUUCAUUAAUUUGUAUCGCCGAUGCUUUUAGUUCCUUUUUUUUCCUGGAAAUUGGAAUUUUAAGUCAAAAUUCAUGAUUUUUGAGAAAAAGUUUGGGAUUUUCGGGACUUUUUUAACAUGAGCAAUGAAUUCACUGUUUCAGACAUUUGAAAAAAAUAAAUCAUGUGGAUUUUGCAACUUGAUUUUUCGAAUGUAUUUUUUUAUAACGCCCAAAAUCGAAAAAACAAAAUUUUGUCACCAAAAUAAUUUUCAAAUAAUUUUUGAAACAGUGAAAUUUUUUCCCUGAAAAUUCAAGAUUUUUUGAGAAAAAGUUGGGGAUUUUCGGGACCUUUUUAACAUGAGCAAUGCAUAGAAAAAUUCACUGUUUCAGAUAUUUGACGUGGAUUUUUCAGCCUAAUUUUUCGAAUGUUUUUUUUUGACACGUUUGUAUGAGACUAAGCAAAAUUUUGUCACCAAAAAAACUUUCGAAUAAUUUUUGAAACAGUGAAUUUUUUAAAGGCAAAAUUCAUGAUUUUUGGAAAUUUUCCUAACAUGAGCAAUGCCUCAAAAAUCCAUUUUUUUCAGGCCUGGAACAUUCGAGAGACGAAAAAUCGACCAUGGCACCAUUUCAACAAUAAAAAACACCGAUUCGAAAGGAAAUUAUGCGAUUUUUGUUUGGUAA